AUGGAUGAUAUAAAUAACAUCAGAACAUUAUGUGCAGACAUGGUCCAAAAAGCCCGUAGCGGGCAUCCUGGGGCUCCUCUGGGUCUGGCGCCGUUUGUUUAUACUCUAUACACAGAGUUUAUAAACUUCGACCCUGAUGACGAGAAGUGGAUAGGUAGGGAUAUAUUUCUACUAUCAAACGGCCAUGCAUGUGCCCUUCAGUAUGCUAUGAACUAUCUCAUAGGAUAUUUAAACAUGGAGGACUUAAUGAGUUUCAGACAGGUUGGCGGAAGAACUCCUGGACAUCCUGAAAGAAAGUAUCCAGGAAUCGAGUCGAGCACCGGGCCACUGGGCCAAGGACUAGCAAAUGCUGUUGGAUUUGCAAUAUCAUUGAAGAAACUUAGGCAUCUCGGACUCUCCAAUCGUGUAUAUUGUAUAUUUGGAGAUGGGUGCUAUCAAGAAGGAAUAGGGCAGGAGUCGUUUUCACUAGCUGCAAACCUCAAGCUGGACAACAUAGUCUUCAUAUAUGAUUUCAACAAGACAACAAUAGAUGGGCCAACAUCUCUCUCUAUGAACGAAAAUGUAAUCCAAAGGUUCCUGAGUCUUGGAUUCGAGGUUGAACUUGCCAAUGGCGAUGAUCUGGAUGGAAUAAGAAAGGCACUAAAUAAAAAGGUUACAAAGCCCAUGGUCAUCAUAUUGGAAACUGUUAUUGGACGCGGAAGUAUUGUGGAAGGAAGUUGUAAGGCCCAUGGAUCACCUUUGGGUGAAGACGGUGUAAGAAAACUUAAAGAAAAGUUCGGAAUUCCGGAAGUGGAUUUCUACGUCUCUCCUUCAUUGUUAGAAAAAUUCAGGAGUCUUAAGGAGAAAAAGCGGAAAAUAAGAGAUGAAUGGAACAGAAAAGGAAUCAAGGUACCGACCAUUCAAGAACAUCUCGAAGAGCUGAAGAAAAUAGACACUCCUUACAAGUCCAUAUACAAACCAGAAGGAACACAAAAAGCUACAAGAAAACACUUUUCAGAGGCUCUAAAGGAUCUUAAAGAAACCUCCUAUCUUAUCGGGGGUGCUGCCGACUUGCAAUCUUCAGUCCUAACAAAAAUAGGAAAAGAAGACUUGAAUGCAGAAAACUAUAGCGGAGGAUACAUCAACUUUGGAAUUCGAGAACAUAGUAUGUGUGGAAUAAUUAAUGGAAUCGCAUCCCACGGAUAUUUCCUUCCAUAUACGGGAACUUUCCUAAAUUUCAUUUCAUAUGGGUUUCCAUCGGUCAGAAUUGGAUGCAUGGAUAACCUGAACCUCUUUUAUGUAUUAACCCAUGAUUCCAUAGGUCUUGGCGAAGACGGACCAACACACCAACCAAUUGAAGUUUUGGCUACCCUAAGAGCAACGCCAAAUCUUCUCACAAUGAGACCAUGCGACGGAACAGAGGUUAGGGCAUCACUAUAUCUUGCAUUGAUCAGGGAGGGACCAAAAGCAGUGAUUUUAUCAAGGCAAAACGUUCCAGAAAUUCCUCACUCUAGUAUGGAAAAGGCCAAAAAAGGUGCAUAUUAUCUUCUUGAGGUUGAAAACCCAGACCUUAUCCUUCUUGCGACAGGAUCCGAAGUUCAGUUAUGUUAUGAAGUGGCCAAGACCUUGUCCGAACUCAAAAUUUCCAUCGUAUCAUUCUUUUCUUGGGAGUUGUUUGAAGAGCAAGAAGAAGAAUACAAGAGAUGUAUUCUUAAAGAUGUUCCAAAGAUUAGUAUCGAGGCCCUGAGUACAUUUGGAUGGUCCAAGUACUCUGACUUUCAGAUUGGAGUAGAUACCUUUGGCAUGAGUGGGCCUUGGAAGGACGUUUAUAACCACUUCGGAUUGAAUUGUAAAGAAAUCUCUAGAAAAAUAGUUGACUUCCUUAAUAAAUAG
This is a messenger RNA of Encephalitozoon intestinalis ATCC 50506, 1872 nucleotides long. RefSeq names its product transketolase. Gene Ontology annotation, biological process: pentose-phosphate shunt. Lineage: Eukaryota; Fungi; Microsporidia; Unikaryonidae. The coding region runs from base 1 to 1872 and encodes 623 amino acids. The record is from RefSeq and is a predicted model, not a curated record. Gene Ontology annotation, cellular component: cytosol. The transcript has a single exon. Gene Ontology annotation, molecular function: transketolase activity.